Messenger RNA from Aedes aegypti (yellow fever mosquito), 10661 nucleotides. Its product is annotated as unconventional myosin-IXa. Gene Ontology annotation, molecular function: protein binding; microfilament motor activity; ATP binding. NCBI's taxonomy places the organism in Eukaryota, Metazoa, Arthropoda, Insecta, Diptera, Culicidae. The coding region runs from base 2163 to 9911 and encodes 2582 amino acids. Gene Ontology annotation, cellular component: myosin complex. The transcript is spliced from 19 exons. The record is from RefSeq and is a predicted model, not a curated record. Gene Ontology annotation, biological process: intracellular signal transduction.
UGUCAAAGCCAGCAGCCAGCCAUCAAGAAGAGUAUCAGCUCGCCUCGCAGCAAGCGACGGUCGUUUUCAGUUCAGUCGUCAGUGUAGUUGCGUCAAAAUCAAAAGUGAAGGAAGAAAAGAAGGACCACUUCCCGAAGACUGGUCUCUUCUGUGCGAAAAAGAUUCGAAAACUAAAGUGGAAUAAAGUGUGCAUUUUGUAACAGGUGGAGGACAGAAACUCCACCCGGUCAAGUUGUGAAGUGCAGCGGAAUCUCGGUUUUUCGGAGUUUGAGAAAAGUGACAGUCCGGGAGUUGGAUUUCUGCGAAAUUUCCGUGAGCCUUUGAUCACCACUCGAAGUCCAACAAUCUCCAUCAUCAUCAUCAUUGUAAUCAUCAUCGCCGUCUUCGUCACGGAUGGAGAAUUGAAAGUGGUGGAAUUGUGAAUUCCCUCGGAGGCAAAACGAGAGGCAACAAGCAGCAGUAGGUAUCCAGCGGUGUCGCGUUUCGUUCGUGGCGUUUCGAUUCCGUCUUGUGGUCCCGAAAAGUGUUCGCUCAUUGCGAGUUUUGCGGAGUUUUGUUACUUCCGGUGGUUUGGACUUGUGAUACGUGGGCCAGAUUCGCGGCCGUCGACAUUUUGAGACACCCAACACAUUCUCGCGAGUUCUCUGUGCGGAGGUCCAGCAGGGCCCCAAAGUGGUUCAAAGAAUACGACGGUAGUGGCAAGUGGAAGAUGGCUGGAAUUUUCCUGCCAUCGUCGUGGCCGCGAAAUUGACCUCCAUUGGGGGAACCGGGAUCCAUAGUGCCCUCAAAGGUGAUUACUGUUUAUUGUGUCCCCACCGUUGUCUCUUUGUUUCCACAAUCCGGCGGAGGAGAAGUAAUUUUCGUAUUGGAAAAAUAGGCUAUCUGUACGACAUGUCGUCGAAAUUGCACAAGUAGAGAGUCAGAAGAAAUAAGAAGAGAAGAAAACAUCCGAGAGGAAAGUGAGCAGCAGCAAAAGAUACAACAGCAGCAGCAGGGAAGGUACCACAUCAAGUAAAGUGCGCCCCCCCUGUGGCCGUGUGUGUGUGCUUGAGUGUAUGUGUGUCUGUGCGAAGCUGUGAAAGUGAUUCCAGAAAUCUGUGUGUACACGAACGAACCUCUAAAGAAACGACUUAUUUGGAGGCGAGCCAAAGCAACGAGCAACAGGAGGCCGCCAAGGAGGUGGAGGAGGAGAAGGUGGGCAGCCCAGUGGCUCUUUUCUGCUGGCUACAGGGUACGGACUCAAGACUCAACACCAGACGAAUCUCGGAGGAACUGGUGCGGAAUUGAAUGUGCUCGAAUGGAAUACAACCCAAAAUUUGUAGUUUAGUGAGGUAAACCUAAAUCAACCUUAAACCAUCGACAACUGUGCAGUGUGACCUUGCAAUCGCUUUCCCUCUGUGUGCUGAAUAAUUCUGGAAUAAAUAUCAUACGAAAAUCAAGUGCGUGAUACAAUUGCGUUGUGUAUAUUCGAGGAUAGGACAUCUGGUUACUGCGAGCAAAGUUUGAAAAUACCAGAAAAAUCGAAGCAAAAUGUAAAUCCAAAGCGCAAGGCACACCGAAGUAGUUGUCAAUCUCAAAGAAUGUCCAAGUCGAAGAAUGUGUAAAUAAUGCUGCAGAGAUUGCAAGCCGUUCCUACCAGCAGCUGCCAUCGAGUGUGUGUGUUUGUGUGCCAACAGCGUUCCAGCGUUCGAAGGUGUCGAAGUUCCCUCCCAAUAGGAGGCCAGUUAAUCUUCGGCCUUUAAUCGCGGGAAAUAUGCAAAAAAUGCCAAUUUAACCCCCCUCCGCUCUCUUCGAAGUGUCAGGAGGUGACGGUGCUGUGGUGCCGUAGUGAAGAAUAAAUCCGUUGUGACCCCCCCUUCCCGCGCCACAUAUUGGGUGAAGGAGAAUAGUUCUGUGUGUCGAUCGAAAAUCGAAGGUGUCACUGAGUGGCUAAGGGCCUUAAGCACCGGACUAUGGUGUUCUGAUGCUGCACGUGGCCCCAAAACGGUGUGGAACCAGUGUGCCAGAAUGAUUGGAAGCUGGUUCGUGGCUGAUUGGCUGGAAACUGACACUGAAACGGAUUUACUAGUAGUAGCAGCAGCAGCAGAAACUACCAAUACCGGUGGUGUCAACGCCACUGAGCAACUAUUUCGUAGUCUUAGACAGCAGCAACGGCAGCAACGAUGCAGUCCCAGGAUGCGAUAGGCGACUGCUCGCGGUACAUCUUGCAGGUGUACGUCGGGGCGCUAUCACUCCACUAUGAAGCGCUCAGUGUGGAGGCCUCCAAGCAGACCACGGCGGAGGAGAUCGUUUCCUGCAUUGUCGAACGGCUGGGGCUGACGGGCAACAACUAUGAGCUGGCCGAAGUGGCCGGCGAGUGCAAGGAAAGGCGUCUUUCGCCGCACGAGAAACCCGUCUCGGUGAUGCUGCUGUGGCCGAUGCAUUCGGAGAAAGAUUUUCAUAGAUUUUAUUUACGUGAAAGACAAAGCGAUGUUCCUUGGCUAGAUAAUUAUGGACUGGAUCCACAGAUACUAAGAGACUUUAUACCAUUUCUACUUCAGAAAGAAAAUAGAGAAUAUCCUGAUUUGUGCCAAUUGCCAGACCUGAACGAGGCGACGCUGCUGGAGAACCUGCGGCAGCGCUUCGAGGCUGGCCACAUCUACACCUACGUCGGGAGCAUCCUGAUAGCGGUCAACCCGUUCAAGUUCCAUCCCAUCUACAACCCGAAGUAUGUGCGGCUGUACCAAAACCAGCGGAUCGGUCCCAUUCUGCCGCCGCACAUCUUUGCCAUCGCCGACAACGCCUACUACAACAUGCUGAAGGAAAAGCGGAACCAGUGCAUUGUCAUCAGUGGCGAGAGCGGUUCCGGAAAAACCGAAAGCACAAACUUUCUGCUGCAUCACUUGACGGCCCUGUCGCAAAAGGGGGCCCACGGUUCUGGCGUGGAGCAAACCAUCCUCAGUGCCGGUCCGGUGCUGGAAGCCUUCGGAAAUGCCAAAACUGCGCACAACAACAACAGCAGUCGGUUCGGAAAGUUCAUCCAGGUGAACUAUCGGGAGAAUGGGAUGGUUCAGGGGGCCGUCGUCCAAAAGUACCUGCUAGAGAAGAGUCGGAUAGUGUCCCAGGGGCACUACGAGCGAAACUACCACGUGUUCUACUAUCUGCUAUCGGGGGCAACCGAGCAGGAACGGGUCGCACUGCAUCUGCUUCCGGCGGACAAGUACCACUACCUUAAUGCCAAGAACCUGACGCUGGAGAAUUGCGACGAGAAGUACGAAUUUUCACGACUGAAACAGAGCAUGGAGAUGGUGGGUUUUUCGGCGGAGAAGCAACGGCGGUUGUUUGCUGUUCUGUCUGCAGUGCUCCUGCUGGGGAACGUGGAGUUCUUUCCGAAGAAAUCCACCUACCACCACGACGAAAGCGUCCAGGUGCGGAAUCCGGAAGUGGUUGGACUGAUAUCGGAACUGUUGCGGGUGAAGCAGGAGACGCUCCUAUCGGCGCUGACCUCGAAACGGGUUAAGGCCAGUGGUGAAACGUUGAUCAUGCAGUAUAAGCUGCCGGAAGCGAUCGCCGCGAGGGAUGCUCUGGCCAAGUGUUUGUACGGAGCGUUGUUCGACUGGAUCGUGCUGCAGGUGAACCAUGCGUUGCUGAACAAGGAUCAAACGAUGCACACGGGCCAUUCGAUAGGGGUGCUGGAUAUCUUUGGGUUCGAGGACUUUGGACUGCAGAAUAGUUUCGAACAGUUGUGCAUCAACUAUGCCAACGAACAUCUACAGUAUUACUUCAAUUUGCACGUUUUUAAGUACGAGCAAAAGGAGUACAAGCGAGAGGGCAUCAAAUGGACUGAUAUAGAAUUCUUAGAUAAUUCGGGAUGCCUGCAGCUGUUCGAGUCGAAGCCGUCGGGCCUGCUCUGCAUUUUGGAUGAUUUGUGCAACUUUCCGGGAGCUACCAACGAGACGUUGCUGCAAAAGUUCAACAGUGUUCACAAAGACAGCGCGUUCUAUGAGAAACCGCAGCGAAAGGAGAAUGCAUUUAUAAUCAAACACUACGCCGGGAAGGUGAAAUACCAGGUGGCCGAGAUGCGCGAGAAGAAUCUGGACCUGAUGCGGCAGGAUAUUGUGAGCGUGCUCAAAAACUCGAGCAUGGCGUUUGUGCGGGAGCUGGUCGGCGCCGAUCCGGUAGCCGUCUUCCGGUGGGCCAUUCUGAGAGCAUUUUUUCGUGGCUACUUUGCAUUUAGGUCCGCCGGGAUCAAACACCGGAAGGAACGCGCCGACCAGUCCUACAGUAAACUUUCCACCAAGAGCCGCUAUCGUGCUCCGAACGAGAGCAUCGUAAGCCAUCUAGUGACGGUUUCAUCAGUGAACCUAACUAUCAAUCGAAUAGCUAAACGAAUCAGUAAUGCCAUGCACGAUAUCACUUCGAACGCGCUCAAUAGCAAUGCCCACGGGAACAGCGGAAGCGGAAACGCCUACCGGCAAUCGGUCGGACCCGGGACGGUACACGCCUCGUCAAACUACGGGUCCAACUCGUCGGCCGCGGGGACACCCCGACGCUCCUGGUCCAGCUAUGCGUUCAACAACAAAAACUUCCCGGACGGUAAGCUCAGCUACGAGUGUUCGGCAACUUCCGGCCAGGCGAACUCCUCCCCGUCCUCUGUAUAUAAUAGUAGUAGCGCUAGUAAGCAGUCCUCGACAACGAAUUCCGGCGGUGGCGGCAAGCAGCUGGGCUACGGUGGGAACCUGUCAUCGUCGCUGGCCGCAAGGAACCGCUUCGAGCGAUCAUCGCACGACGUGAUGGCACGCGCUUCGCAGAUUGUGAUGAAAAACAAAUCCUUUCGGCCCCGGGAACGACCGAAGAAGGGCCUGAAGAACCUGCAGUCGGUGAAAACGCUCUCCGCCGGCCAGAAUCUCUCCAACAACCAGACCGCCAUCAAAACUCGCAAACAGCCACUCACCGUCACGGCCCAGUUCCAAAUCUCGCUGAUCGCCCUCAUGGAAACGCUGAAUCAGGCAAAUCCAUUCUUCAUCCGGUGUAUCAAGUCCAACCCGAACAAGAUAUCGAACCAGUUCGAUGAAGCCACCGUCACCCGGCAGCUCCGUUAUACGGGAAUGCUGGAAACGGUCCGGAUACGGCGGGCCGGUUACAAUGUGCGGCUUACCUAUGAGGAGUUCAUCCAGCUGUACCGGAUACUGCUGCCGAAGGGGUUGGUCAGCUCCCAGAAGGACGUCCGGGACUUUAUGAACACAAUGGACCUGAACAAGCAGCACUACCAGCUGGGUCUGACCAAGAUCUACAUGCGAGAGUCGCAGAAGAUGCGGUUGGACAUUUGCCUGCACACGAAGAUCAUCGACAGCAUCAUCACGAUCCAGCGGUGGUUUCGAUCGAUUCUGCAGCGGAAAAAGUACUGCCAGUACCGGAGUGCGGCCUGUACGAUCCAAACGUACUGGCGGUUGUAUGUGAAGGAGAAACAGGCCAAGUUCUUGCGCAAGCUGAGGACGGAUGCGGCCACCAUUAUCCAGAGUGCGUGGCGAGGAUAUUCGGUGCGGAAGUGGUACACCAAGCUGAAGACUGGGGUGCAGGUGAUACAGGCGCGCAUCCGGGGGAACCAGGCACGGGACCGGUUCAAGGUGGCGCUAAGCAAGAAACUUCAACGAGAACGUGCCAAACUGCGCUCGACGCAAAGCUUGCCGGCGGUUGAACGGCCCUUGGAGAGUUCGUUCGACACGCCGGAGAUUCAGCACCACAAAGCAAUCGGCGGUAAGAAGCAACCGUCUCCACCGGUGGGAAUCAGUUUCGAAUCGGCCAUCGACAUAGUCAACAAGAAUCGAGCCUUGUUCAGCGAUAACAGCCUAAGUAGUGCGGAUUUCAUCGACGACGACGACGAUGAUGAAGACGAAGACGACGAGGACUGCUACGAGGACAUGGGUCUGGUGGACGAUCCCAGCUACGUCUCGACAGUCCUACGGCAUGAAGCGCUACUGGAGAAGAAUGCCAGCAGUGGCAGCACGGACAGUGGACUGCUGGAAUCAAUCUACGGUAGUGCUCAGUCGCAGCAACAGCAGCAGCAUACGAAAGUGCCACUGCAACGGCAGGACGAUGUAUUGGAUCGACCAAUACGGAAGUAUGAAAUCGAGCGUGCGAGUAAGAGUACGUUUGACGACGCAGAACUGGCCAAAUAUCGCUAUGAGCGAGGACUCAGUUCGAUGGGUAGCGGGUCCAGCAGUGGCAAGCUACCGGUGCGACGGGUAGACUCGGGACCAUCGCCCAGCCAUCGGUUACGGUACGAUGCGUACGGAAGUGGCGGCGCCGGUCUCAGUAGUGGCAUGAUUCGAAAUCAAAACCACAGCAAUAAUAGUUUUAGUUCCAGUAAUGUUGAAAUCGUUCUUGUAAAUACCGGUUUAGAUAGUCUCUCUUCUUCAGUGGCCACUUCCGGAAUUGCCAAUAGCGGUAGCAGCGGUAGUAGUCCGAAUGUACCUACCGAACAGCCACCGCAGAAGCUUCCUCUCCAACGGAAUCUCAACCGUAACACAAUGAGCCAAACGCAACAACAGUCCAGUACCACACUCAGUCGCCGAGAGCUUCUCUGUCGGAGUCAAGGCGACGAAAUCAACUCAAAUUAUCAUCUCCAGCAUUUGCAGUCAUCAUCCCUUUCGCCAUCGCUGUCCUCAGCCAACUACCAGAACGUUCAGUAUAAUCCUUCCCCCACUGUAGCAUUCCACCAGCAUCAACAGCAACAGCCACUCUCAUACAAUAAUAACAAUAACAACAAUACAAUCAAAUCCACCAGCACUUCCAAUGCCAACAGCAACAGUGGUAGCAGCAAUAGCCUGUACAACUACGUUACUCAACAGCAGCAGCCAUAUAUCCCAUCGGCUGGCCAGAGUAGCUUACCGCCAUCCCAGCGGGUGUCCAGCAGUUAUCCGGACGACUUUGCCCAGAACUACUACAACACCACCACUCCGAAAGGCAAAGCGGCUGCUCUGCUCGGUACCAAAUCCGAAGACUCCAAAUAUUCCGGUAGCAAGGACAUCGAUCUGACGUUAUCGAACACUCACGGCUCGGGGACAAUCGUGCCGAGCAAAACGCGGCGCAUCAAAACGAAUCUCAGUGAUGACUUCUCCAGUGGAAGCGGCGGCGUUGGUGGUGGUGGCGGUUCUUCCGGUCAAACCGGACUCAGCCGGCGGGGUGCCAUCUCCGGUAUGGAUACGCUUAAACGUAGGAAUUCCGAUCCCACCAACAAGAUUCCCCUGCUGGAGGUCAACCGGGGGAACGAUAUGUACCAGUCGAGCACCCGGAUCAACAUUGCGGGCCAUCAGUUCCGCAAGGUGCAGCGGAUCAACAAGGCGGAAAAGUGUGCCAGCUGCCAGGAAAGCGAUUCGUUUGUGAACGAAGGCUAUCGGUGUUUGGACUGCAAGGUGUUGGUGCACACGAAGUGCAUUCAGAAUGGAGGCAUCAAGAGCUUGCAGUGUGCUGCCAAACGGUCCAAACGGAUACGAACGGGAAAGCAUGACAAGCAUGCCCCCAUUGGAGCCAGCACACCGAAUUCGAAAUUCUCCGCCACACGCGAGUACACGGACUCGACCGAUAAGAUUAUAAGCGAUGCCAAAGAGCUGCAGUUGAUGCAGGAUUUCAUCACGCAGAAGAUCUGCAAGAUGGAAAGCGAUUGCGAGAAGCCCUCGGAGGGCGAUCGGGUGUUCAAGCAAGCGUUGCGUGAAUUCAAGGACAAUCUGGUGGCGCAGUACAGUGUGGCCCACAAGCAGAACUCGGACCUGCUCAACAUCAAGUACCGGGAUCUGAUCGCCAACUUUGAGCAGGUCAUCGAAACCACCUCCGGACGGAACAACGACUUCCCGCUGACGAUGGGUGUGAACGCCUUCCGAGGGUUCAUGAACGAGUUUAUGAACUCGCGCGAGACGGAGAAGCCGAAAGCGAAGCGGAAAAAAGACAAAAAACGGAAGCACGACGAGCACACGACCUACAAUGGCCACACAUUCCAGUUAACGAUCAUCAACAUUGCAACGGCGUGCGAAAUCUGCCAACAGUUUCUCCUUUGGCCAAUCGAACGAGGAUUGGUCUGCCAAAACUGUCGCCUAACGUGCCACAAGCGGUGCUACCUGAAGUCUGCGGCCUGCAGUAAGAUUGCUGCCACCGGUGGAGGCCCACUAGUUUCCGGCGGAGUGGUAACCGGGGCGAUUAGCAAUACCGACAGCGGACCUGGAGGCCAUCCGAAUAAAUUGUUCGGGGUUCCGCUGACGGCCCUCUGUGCCGGAAGCGACGGAAUCAAAAUUCCGGCCCAGAUCUACAGCCUGAUCAUGAUGAUCGAAAUGCACGGUUUGUACUCGGAAGGUAUCUACCGGAAGAGUGGGGUUAGCUCGAAGAUCAAAGAACUGAAAGCAAAAAUGGACCGAGUGGUGGGCAGCUCGGAGGAGAUGGACUACGAAAGCUACAACGUGCACGUACUGACCAAUGUGUUGAAAUCGUUCCUGAGGGAGAUGCCGGAACCGCUAUUGACGUUCGACAGGUAUGACGAUUUCCUGAGGGCGGCAGAUUUGUCCGAUGCGAACGAUCGAGUGCAAACGCUGCUGUCGUUGAUCAAGAAAAUCCCACCGGCACAUCACUGCCUGCUGGAGAGGUUAAUCUUCCACUUGGCGCUGGUGGCCAAACUCGAACAGUACAACCGGAUGUCGGCCAGUUCUUUGGCCAUUGUGUUUGCUCCCUGUGUGCUGAGGACGAAUCGAUACGUCCCGGCGCAGGACAGUUUGAACGACAUUGGUCGACAGACCAAGUGCAUGGAAACGCUGAUUACGCAGAAGAUGCUGAACGUGAAGAGUACCUUGGCGGAUAUUGAUACUCUGGACACGGCAGCACACACGGCCACAACCCGAUUGAGUACUCUGAGGAGUAGCAAAGUGUUCACGCCGGAAGAGAUGGCUUCGAACUCGAGAGGAGUUGGCGGAACGCUCGAAACCGAAACGGAAGAAAUGCUACUGGAAGGACACAUCCAGGAGAUCAAGAAAGAGAAAGCCCUGCUGACUUCAACGCUACCGAGUUUGGCCCGGGCAAGUUCGGACGAUGACCUGCUAUCCACGGAUCUGGACGGCGAAGGGGGGAGUUUAGAUGACCUCAGCAGUAGCAAGGACAAAGAUCUGGACACUAGCUAUAACAAUAUGAUCAGCGAUAGUGGAAUCUCGAUUCGCUACCAAGCCCCUUCGGAUCAUGGUAGCAGCAAUGUCAGUCUCAACAAUGACGUCCCGAUGGCUGUGAGUUACAAUCUACGGGGAGAUCAGAGCAUAGAUUACUUUCACAAAGUAGGCAAAACGAAAUCUCUAUCCCACCAAACGCUGAUCGAUCGGGAAGCUUUCCUGAAAAGCGGCAGUCAAAGUGGUUCCGCAACGACUCCACAAUCUCCCACGACAACGAUCACCACCUCUUCUUCGUCACCUUCCUCCUCGUCGGCGCCAUCGAUGAUCAAGUCGCAAAACGGAAGCACCAGCAGCGUUAGCAACAAUAGCAGCAGCACCGCGACCUCCAAACGGUCCGAUCUGAAUCUCAGCCAUUCGAUGGUGACCCUCUCGACGGGAGUGUCCGCCGGAGGUCACACCGGCUCGUCGGAACUCCAACGUCAGAAACCGAUAAUCAUGCGUAGUAUCUCCGGUGGCUACGAACCUUCGUCGUCGUCGUCUUCCAUGUCCGGUGGGGCCAGCAAUGCUUCCUCGCAGAAAAUCCUCAUCCAACAGUCGGCCUCGAUUCCGAUUGGCAACAAAGACACCGGCGGCAAAAUCGUCGAACCCAUAAAAAUGAGCCGGCGGAUGUCGGGAAGUAGGCGGCAGAACAGUGGUGGAGGUGGAGGAGGGGGAACCAGUGGCGGAGGAGGGGCAAGCCCGUCCGGUUCCGGCAACGGAAACGGCGAUGACGAACCGAUUAUGGUUUAGAAAUGCCAAUCUUUAGUGCACAGUCUCUCCGGCAAAACAACGUUAAAGACUAGUUCAGUUUAUAUUAACUGCUUUUUUGUUUAGUUAUUUUCUUUUGUUUUUCUUUUAGUUUAAAGAAAACGGAAUAGAUUGAGGAGACAUUAUUCAGUCUUGUUUUUGUAGAAAGAAAGUGUGUCGAGCCAGAUUUAUGUAUAGGAAGGAACCAAGCGUAAGAGCGUAACAUAUAGAAAUCAAGUCGCAUUCAGUUUUUUAUGUGUAACAAAAUUAUUAUAACACGAUGAUUUAUUGUUAGAGAGAAGAAAAACCCUAUUUAUAGCGCGAGAAUAAUCGUCGAACAGAGCAGCAACAGAAUGUGAAAUGUAGCGAGUGAAAAGUGAUUAACCCUUACAACUAGAAAGUAUAUUGCGUGGAGUGCGUUCGAUCGAGAAACCGGAGGAUGAUUGGAUGGAAAUGUGCGUGUGAAUACGAGCGAGGAUCGUUGUAAGUAAACUACUGUUAAUGCUAGAAGAAGAAGCGAAAAAAACUCAUUAAACUAAUAGAUAACACAAAAAGCAAAAAACAAGCGCAUAUAAACAAAAUUCACACACACAUAUUAGUUAGCAAGGAAUGACACAUUAUUAACUGGAACGAAGAGAAGCAGAGAAUGGAAAUGAUUAUUAUUAUAAUUGUAGAACACGCUACCCGAAAAUACGAUCGAAUGAACAAUAUUAAAGUUUUUUUUUUCAGAACAAGUUUAAUGUUUACGUGAAA